CUUUUUGGGUUGAGGGAGGCGUUCCAGGCGCUUUGGCAAACACACCCAAAACUGCUCGGCCUCACACCAUGUGUGGGAGACAUUUUCACAGAGCUCACCAACCCGAGUGAGAUUCUUCGCAGAAGUACUCAAGAGUUUUCAGACUGAUGGAGUUUGGAGAAGAAAUUCGGAAGGCUAAACAUUCCAUUGCUCAAAUUGGCAAUUUUGGACUUCUACUCUUAUGGUGUAUUCUUCAUUUUCUUGUCAACGUAUGGUACUUUCUGCUGGAAAUAGUUCAUGCGGUUGAAGGUUACUUUAUCUCUAGCGGACUACUGAAGAAGUACGAAGCCCUUAAUUUAGGAAAGCUCCGGUACCUGGCUAUUGUGGUAGGAAGUGAAGAAGCUUACCAAACUUCAGAGAUCACUAAACUUUUACAGUGGCUGGAAACUAUUGGCGUGAAGCAUGUAUGCCUUUAUGACACGGAAGGAGUAUUAAAGAAAUCAAAAGAAGCCAUCUUGGAGAAGAUGAACAAUGCAACAGUAUUUCAGGAAGCUGAUGAAAAUGAUAAGCUACUUGACCAAAAACAUAUGUCAUUAGAAUUUGCUUCAUACUCUGACGGAAAGGGAGCUGUGGCUAAAGCAGCUAACUUACUUUUCACAAAGUAUAUAACAUCAGCUAAUUCUGGUGGAGAUCAGGAACAUAGAAUUUUUACAGAAGCUCACAUGACCGAGGCACUAAGAGCCGUUGGUAGCGGAGGGCCAGAACCUGACCUUCUAUUAGUAUAUGGACCUACAAGAUGUCACCUAGGUUUCCCUGCAUGGAGGAUUCGAUAUACCGAGAUUAUACAUAUGGGAUCAUUGAAGUCCAUGAGACACGGUUCCCUACUUAAGGCCAUUUACAAGUUCACCAUUGUGCGCCAGAACUUUGGCAAGUGAGCCACUCAGAUGGGAAGGUCGUCAUCUUGGAUAAGCGGUGCAGAGCUUCCAACGUUUGUCCAGGGGUUGUAAAUUUUUUAUCCUUUUACAUAAAGGCAGAUUGCACUGGCGUAUAAUCUGCCAAGUUCUUCAUAAAUGUGAAAGCCUCUCUCUCUCUCUCUCUCUCACAUGUGAGGCAACAUAUUAUUGUUAUCGAGUUACGAAAUGACAAGCAAAUGAUUUAGUGCUUUUGGGCAGAAAUUCCUAUAUCUGAUUUGUUUGUCCUUGACA
Messenger RNA from Corylus avellana, 1184 nucleotides. RefSeq names its product Undecaprenyl pyrophosphate synthetase family protein (gene LEW1). NCBI's taxonomy places the organism in Eukaryota, Viridiplantae, Streptophyta, Magnoliopsida, Fagales, Betulaceae. Gene Ontology annotation, molecular function: ditrans,polycis-polyprenyl diphosphate synthase [(2E,6E)-farnesyl diphosphate specific] activity. Gene Ontology annotation, cellular component: dehydrodolichyl diphosphate synthase complex; endoplasmic reticulum membrane. The record is from RefSeq and is a predicted model, not a curated record.